Achroia grisella is the source of this 383-nucleotide messenger RNA. RefSeq lists its product as uncharacterized. Bases 39 to 383 code for a protein of 114 amino acids. Lineage: Eukaryota; Metazoa; Arthropoda; Insecta; Lepidoptera; Pyralidae. The transcript has 3 exons. The record is from RefSeq and is a predicted model, not a curated record.
GGAGUAUCCGCCCAUGAAUUUCAAUACACGAUUGUAAAAUGGACAACAUUGUUUUGUGUUUCUUAGCAUAUGCUGUGAUGGCAACAGCGGCGUGGUCCAUACCUUACUACCCAGGACCCAGAGAAGUGCAGAGGUACACCAGAUACGCCCCACCUCCUCCACCACCUCAUUACAGAAUACCAAUACGUCAACCAAUCCAAGAUGAACCGCAAUGGCAAAGACCGAAACGGGACCACGAGGAUUACCACCACCACGACGACGACGACCAUAAAGGGUCGUCCAGCGGAGUCACAGGACCUGUACACACCUUUGUCAAAACUGAUAAGAAUGCCAAUUACAAAUGGGGGGUACGCCAUCACGUCGGUAACAAGUACGCAUCGUAG